UGUGAUUAAGCGGGUAAACAAACUCUCAACACUUAUCUCUUCGUACGAGAGAGUGGCGCAUAUGAAAACACGAUGCCAAAGAUAAUUUUAUAUUGUAGCGAGUCGUAAAUCGGAAGCUGCCACGUGAUACAUCUUAAAUUCCUGAUUUGGAAAUCAGUUGAAAACGAUUUGAUGCAACAACCUAACAUAUAAGGAAAGCAAAAACAGAGUAACCAAUUUCAUUUCAUAUUAUUUCAAAGAACCUGGCCUGAAUUUCUGGAGAGAUGGCUUUGACAGUAAAAGCUAAACCCUUUACGUUUGUAUCCCAUGUAUUGGGAGUCAUAGCAGCGGUUAUGGUAUUGGUUUGGUGUAUUCAUUUCAGAGGUGGUUUAGCUUUUUCUUCCUCCAACAAAAAUCUCAUCUUCAAUAUUCAUCCAGUUUUGAUGCUAAUUGGGUUCAUAAUCUUAGGAGGAGAAGCAAUAAUAAGUUACAAAGCUCUACCAUGGAGAAAAGAAGUGAAGAAAAAAAUUCAUUUAGUUCUUCACGCCGUCGCCUUAGUUCUUGGCAUCAUUGGUAUCUAUGCUGCAUUCAAGUUUCAUAACGAGAGCGGAAUCGCCAAUUUGUAUAGUUUGCAUUCGUGGAUUGGUAUCGGUGUUAUUUGCCUAUAUGGAAUUCAGUGGAUAUUUGGGUUUGUGGUGUUCUUCUAUCCCGGAGGGUCAAGCACUGUAAGGGCUGAUUCGGUUCCAUGGCACGCAUUGUUUGGAAUGUUCGUCUACGUAUUGGCAUUGUGCACAGCUGCAUUAGGCUUUUUAGAAAAACUCACGUUCCUUGAAAAUGCAGGCAUUGACAAGUACGGAUCCGAAGCAUUCCUUGUCAAUUUCACGGCCAUUGUUACUGUAUUAUAUGGUACUUUUGUGAUUUUAUCUGCUGUUUCCCCACACGAAGCCGUAGAUGAUUUCAGUUAUGCAGCAAUAUGACCGAUUAAUGUACAUUUGCUUUAUUAUUGAUUUGUGAUUAUGAACAUGAUUGAAGUUGUUAAUUGUAAUACAGGAUAAUGUAUUGCCAUGUUGCAUCAUUAAUUCUAGAAAUAAUUCCUGAAUUUCUAUUA
This is a messenger RNA of Papaver somniferum (opium poppy), 1087 nucleotides long. Its product is annotated as probable ascorbate-specific transmembrane electron transporter 1. Gene Ontology annotation, molecular function: oxidoreductase activity. Lineage: Eukaryota; Viridiplantae; Streptophyta; Magnoliopsida; Ranunculales; Papaveraceae. The coding region runs from base 264 to 956 and encodes 230 amino acids. The transcript has 4 exons. The record is from RefSeq and is a predicted model, not a curated record.